This is a messenger RNA of Bactrocera tryoni, 2043 nucleotides long. Its product is annotated as 1-acyl-sn-glycerol-3-phosphate acyltransferase gamma-like. NCBI's taxonomy places the organism in Eukaryota, Metazoa, Arthropoda, Insecta, Diptera, Tephritidae. The transcript has 5 exons. Bases 249 to 1418 code for a protein of 389 amino acids. Gene Ontology annotation, molecular function: 1-acylglycerol-3-phosphate O-acyltransferase activity. Gene Ontology annotation, cellular component: endomembrane system. The record is from RefSeq and is a predicted model, not a curated record.
UACGAGUACUGGUAUUACACCAAAGUGAUCUGUUCAGCCACACUUUUAUACCAAGCCAAGUUACUACCAGGUUUCAAUUAAUUCAAAUGAUACGAAAGCUUUUGCUAUCAGUUGCAAUUACGCCUGAUACCUGCUUGGAGAGAUUUUUCAGUCUUUCUUCAGCGAUUGUUGUGAUCAGUGGUGUACUGAUCGCCAAGCAGCGUAAAUCUAUUUAAAAUAUAAACACUUUUUAGCACAACACGUUAAUCAUGAUUUCGUUGGCGGAGUUGAAAAAACUCACAAUUGUGCAUUUAGGCAUAGCCGUAACCUUCUUUAUAUCGGGUUUGGUGAUAAAUUUGGUGCAGCUAAUAUUGUAUAUCUUUUUGAAACCCUUCAACGUCGUGCUCUUCAGACACAUCAUGUACUAUCUCUGUUAUUCAUUGUACUCUCAGUUGAUAUUCAUUGCCGAAUGGUACUCAAAUAGUACACUACAUUUAUACAUCGAUCCAGAGGAAUUAGAAAAAUUCUGUGGCGAGGAGCAUGCUAUGAUUAUUCAGAAUCAUUCAUAUGAAAUUGAUUGGCUAUGCGGUUGGAUGUUCGCCGACAAAGUACAUUGUUUGGGCAAUUGCAAAGCAUAUGCAAAGAAAGCUAUUUCUUAUGCGCCUGUAAUGGGUUGGGCAUGGAAAUUCGCUGAAUUUGUAUUUUUGGAACGUUCGUAUGACAAGGACAUUGAAAUAAUUUCACGUCAAUUAAAAGAGGUAUUUGCUUAUCCUGAUCCCAUAUGGCUGCUGCUCAAUGCUGAGGGUACACGUUUCACACCAAAGAAACAUGAAGCUUCCGUUAAAUUCGCGGAGGAGCGUGGUUUACCUGUAUUGAAACACCAUUUGAUACCACGUACAAAAGGUUUUACGACAAGCCUACCAAGCAUGCGUGGUCGCUGUCCCGCCAUUUAUUGCACUACUUUGGCCUUCAGAAAGGAAGCCAAGAAUGCACCGACUAUUUCCACACUGCUCAACGGAUACUCUGUCGAAGGUCAUUUGCAUGCACGUCGUAUUCCAGUUGACAGUGUGCCGGAAAAUGAAAAGGAGGCGGCUGAGUGGUUACAUAAUUUGUAUCGCGAGAAGGAUCGUUUGGUCGAGAGCUUCCACACAACUGGCAAUUUCUUUGAUGCCUCUGGCUUUAAGGAGGUGCCCGUUACUGUUUUAAAAUAUCGCCCAUGCAGUUUAAUCAAUUUUGCUCUCUGGGCUGUAUUCUCGAUAUCGCUUGUACUCUAUUAUUUGAUAUCUUCACUUUUAUCACAAAAUUGGAUCGGUCUUUCGAUUGCUGUGGGCAUACUUGUGGCAUUCUACAUACUAAUGGUUAAGUCAAUCAAUAUGUCGAAAAUCAGCAAAGCUUCAUCCUACGGUUCCGAAUCGAAAGCGGACGCAAAGACGAAGUAAUUGCGUUGAGCUUGCAUGCUUAUACAUACACAUGUAGGUGUGCAUCUCUGCGAGCGAUUACCAAUUACAAGUUUUACAAACAUGAUAACGUAUGUAUAUAGCCAUAAAUUUACUUUCGUAAUACGAGUAUGAGCAGUGUGUUUGUUUCUAAAAUUUGAUGAGUAAAAGGGGACAAAGUACAACAAAAUUUUUAAUUCGUGUUUCCCAUUACCUGCACUACAUGUAAAAGUGUCCAUACUUACAUGUACUUACUAGUAAUGUUAGUGGACAGCCAAUCACAAUUAUUUAACAUCGUGAUUAUAAUAUUGUGAUCAUAAAUAAUUACUGCUGACCGAUAAACAGCAUAUAUUUGUUGUUUGUGGGCUUUAAGCCAUUGGCAAAUGACCGUCAAUAUCACAAUUUAUACUGUGGUUGCCGAAAAUAGUGUUAAAAGAUCUUAACAUUUAUAUAGCUUUAGAAAUCGACCAAAACUGUGUAAUUGACUAAGUUUCCAUUUGCGAAUACUUUUACAUUUAUAUAUAAACGGACUAAUUAGAAAAGCACAUACGAGCACUUGUUCAUUUUUUAGACUGCUGAAUGAUAUUGAAAUAAAGCGCAAGGAUACGUGUUUUAACCUUAAACCUAA